Mycetomoellerius zeteki is the source of this 3756-nucleotide messenger RNA. RefSeq names its product diacyl glycerol kinase 1 (gene Dgk). The record is from RefSeq and is a predicted model, not a curated record. Gene Ontology annotation, molecular function: ATP-dependent diacylglycerol kinase activity; calcium ion binding. Lineage: Eukaryota; Metazoa; Arthropoda; Insecta; Hymenoptera; Formicidae. Gene Ontology annotation, biological process: phospholipase C-activating G protein-coupled receptor signaling pathway. Gene Ontology annotation, cellular component: plasma membrane. The transcript has 17 exons. The coding region runs from base 1 to 2706 and encodes 901 amino acids.
AUGACCUUCCAUUGGGAUAAGCUCUCGCCAGCUGAAUUCCAACAACUUCAGGACUUGGCAGCUUAUUCCACACGGAAGCUCCAGGAUGUUCUGGCCGAAUUUUGUGGGAGCAACACGACGCCGAGUGGCGUGCCGAAAUAUCAUCCGGACGGAGACAUCGAUUACGAGGGUUUUCGCAAAUUUCUGAAUUCGUAUCUGGAGAUUGAUACGCCGGAAGAAUUAUGCCGACAUCUUUUCCUUUCGUUCGUCAGGAAGGGCUCGCGCGGAGUGGAUGGCAAAGCCUUCAAAGAGAUGGCCGUGCUCUCCUCAACAACCGCCUGCGCCGCAAUUACAUCGCACACGACUUCCAGCAGUAACGUUAAUAGCACCGGCGUACCAGGUGGAGCAUCUACGGAGGGUCACGUUGGAUCCUCGUUGGCCGACAAAAUUCAUGGAAUUACGGAAAAAUUGCAAGCUCUAGGUCAUCAUAGAACGGAAAGCGAAAUCUCGAGAACGAAAACAGGAAGCGUGCAUCCGAUGUUAACGGUCACCCAUACGUCGUACAGCUGUCACGACGUACUAGAGAAAAAGAGCACAGACAGCAGUCCAAGUCAAAGCCAAAUGUCGCGUAAUUCAUCCAGGAAGUCGAACAAUUCCCUUCUUGUCAACAACGGGAAAUUGGAAGAGAUGAGACAUCUUGUCAGAAAGCAAAGCACAAUAGACGUUCAGUCCGUUAAAGUUAGCCUCAAAGACAUCGUUUGUUAUCUCUCUCUCUUGGAAGCCGGCAGACCGGAAGAUAAACUGGAAUUCAUGUUCCGGCUGUAUGAUACGGAUGGGAAUGGCGUCCUUGAUACGAACGAGAUGGACUGUAUCGUAAAUCAAAUGAUGAAUGUCGCGGAGUAUCUCGGCUGGGACGUCAGCGAGUUAAAGCCGAUUCUGCAAGAUAUGAUGAUAGAAAUUGACUACGACGCAGAUGGUACAGUUUCGCUGGAAGAAUGGAAGAGAGGUGGCCUCACGACAAUACCCCUGCUAGUUCUUCUGGGUUUGGAUUCCCACGUGAAGGAAGACGGAAACCAUCUGUGGAGGCUAAAACAUUUCAGCAAACCCGCGUACUGCAAUCUCUGUCUAAAUAUGUUGGUUGGCCUCGGCAAGAAAGGGCUAUGUUGCGUCUUUUGCAAAUACACGGUACAUGAGAGGUGCGUACAAAGAGCGCCAGCAUCCUGCAUAGCCACAUAUGUUAAGAGUAAGAAGACACCUCAAACAAUGGCUCAUCAUUGGGUCGAAGGUAAUUGCCAUGGAAAAUGUUCCAAAUGCAGAAAGACCAUCAAAAGUUACAAUGGCAUUACCGGUUUACGCUGCAGAUGGUGUCAAUUAACCUUGCACAAUAAAUGUGCGUCACAAGUGCGAGCAGAAUGUACGCUCGGCGAUCAUGCGAUACACAUCCUUCCACCUACGGCAAUUUGCCCUGUUGUACUCGAGAGACAAAGGUCAUUGUCGAAGGACAACAAACGUGGUAGCAAACUCUGUCAGGACAGCUCGUCGGUCAGUUCCGGUGUUUUCCUGAGCUGCGGUAGUGGGUCGAAUCAGCAACCAGCUAUGUCUUUUCAAAUUACACCACCGGAAGGUACAACGCCGCUUUUGGUUUUUAUAAAUCCAAAAUCGGGCGGUCGGCAAGGGGAGCGAAUGUUACGGAAGUUUCAAUACGUUCUAAAUCCUCGGCAAGUUCACAAUCUAGCAAUCGGUGGGCCCAUGCAGGGCCUACAGAUGUUUAAGGAUGUGGAAAAUUUUAACGUAAUCUGUUGCGGCGGCGAUGGAACAGUUGGCUGGGUUUUAGAAACUAUGGAUCGUGUGCAAUUCGAGAAACAACCUGCCGUUGGCGUUAUACCUCUUGGUACAGGCAAUGAUCUUGCCAGGUGCUUACGUUGGGGUGGUGGUUACGAAGGAGAAGCGAUACACAAAGUACUGAAGAAAAUAGAGAGGGCGACACAAGUGAUGAUGGAUCGCUGGCAAAUAGAAGUGGAUCAAAAGGACGAGAAAAAACCGAAUCAAGAUAGCAUACCAUAUAAUAUCAUUAAUAAUUAUUUCUCGGUGGGCGUCGACGCCGCUAUAUGCGUGAAAUUUCACAUGGAGAGGGAAAAAAAUCCCGAGAAAUUUAAUAGCAGAAUGAAAAAUAAAUUGUGGUACUUCGAAUACGCAACCACGGAGCAGUUCGCUGCUAGUUGUAAAAAUCUUCACGAAGAUCUCGAGAUAAUUUGCGAUGGUACGCCUCUGGAUUUAGCGCACGGUCCAUCUCUGCAAGGAGUCGCAUUGCUAAACAUUCCUUUCACUCACGGAGGUUCGAAUCUCUGGGGCGAACAUCACACGCGGCACCGUCUUGGCAAGCGAAAAAAGCGACCCGACAAAGAACUCAGUACAAGCAGCUUCAAUUCCGUAGAUCUCACGGCCGCUAUUCAAGACAUCGGGGACAAUCUGAUAGAGGUAAUUGGUCUGGAGAACUGUUUGCACAUGGGUCAAGUGAAGACUGGACUCCGACAUUCCGGCCGGAGGUUGGCCCAGUGUAGCAGCGUCACCAUCAUCACGAGCAAACGAUUCCCCAUGCAAAUCGAUGGUGAACCUUGGAUGCAGGGUCCUUGCACGAUUCGUAUUACGCACAAAAAUCAAGUACCGAUGCUGAUGGCACCACCGCCAGAUAAGAGCAAAGGCUUCUUCCGAUUCUUAAAGAGAUGAACGCAGCAACUUUACACUUUUACCGAAGGAGGAUGGAUAUUAUCGAGUGAAAAGAUCAAUUCUGUCUCUACCCAGUCUUGUCAUUGUCCGGCACGUUUAUUCCUCUUUAUUACGGCGGAAAUGUAUCGGUUCCAUCGUAUAUAGUCGCAGCUUCGAUACACGUCUAAACGCGAAGAACAUGAACGUCAACGCGCCUUAGGUAUUCUUGUGUACAGUAUUUUUCAAAAUAAACGAAAUUUUAUGUCCUAGUUUUAGAUCACGCCAAACGGUAGACUCGACCAUCUUAAGCCUUUUUAACGUUAGAAAUUUUCAAUUCGUUCGUUUGCCCUUAACUGGUAAAAUAUGGACAUCAAACGGAAAGACAUCAGUUCUUCGUGUACGAUACGUACAUAACAUAAUUCUGUCGCUAAAGCUUAAUGUCGUCUUUCAGUCGCGAAUUCGACAGAUUUAAUUUAUGAAUUCGCUUCAAUUAAAGUAUCUUUCAAAUUUAGCGAAAACAAGUUCGUCGACACAAAAGACGUCGUCUUUCCAGUUAAGGGUCAAAUUACCUCGCGCAAAUAUCAAUCGCACAGCGAGUGCUUUCACGUUGCGAGUUUUGAGUCUACCGCUUCUUACAUGUGCAGAUCGAUCGGUGCAUGUAAUUAUCGCAGCAAAUAGACGACAUAUUAACACGGCGAGUAUUAUGCGGCAUCGUGCAAACGAGAGUGGAGUUGAAACCAUUUCAACUUAAUGCGGAUGUGGAUACGAUUCUUUCAAGAUCUAUCGCCGAAUAAUUAGCGUCUCUAGCGUAGAAGGAUGGACAGAGCAGAUGGACUGGACUGGUCGAUAUUUUCGCUUGUGAUACGUGAUAUAUUCCUAAUUCUGAUUCUCCUUUGCACGAAUCCGUCCGUCAAACACGAGUUACAUACUUUCCUCAAUUAACUCUAUAGGUUUUUUGUACCAAGGCUUAGCCGUAAACGCUUAAUAAGGCAUAAAUCAUGACUUAUUUAUUUAUUUAUUUAUCUGUACGACAUAUUUAUUUAUUUAUUUUUCGCGUACUUUAUAAGUCAC